CGUGUGUGCGCGAGCUCUAAUGUCAUAGUAAGUAUAUUACAUGCGUCAUUUUGUGACCUUUUUUUGCUUUUUACAUUAAACACAGGCUAUUAAAUAGGAGCAAGCUAUAAUGGUUUAGUAAAUUAAGAUGAAAAUGUCUCUGAGUGCUUGCGUCGUAGUUGUGCUGUUUUAAGUAACUUUGUAUCGACGUUAGCAGGGCAAAACCUUUUAAGAAGAUAGAAAAUGAGUGAGGAUGUGUAUGAGGUCCCUGAGGGGACAGAGUAUCGUUAUCUAGUGCAGGAUGAAGAGGAGGAACAGAUACAGUACGUCCGUCGCCACUACGUCAGUCCAUUCCUGGUGGUGUCACGCAGAUGCAUGUUCCUCAUCGGCUGUGGCGUGGCCAGUCUCCUCUUUCUCGCGGGAUACCUGGCUUAUGUGGCUGUGAAUCCGCCUCCAGGGGUGGCAGAGGUGAAGACGGAGUGCGGUUUGCUGCGUGGGCGCUGGAAAGAUGGAGCGUACUCUUUCAAGGGCAUCCCGUAUGCUGUACCGCCAGUGGGUGAACGUCGUUGGCGUCCUCCGGCGGAUCUAGUGGAGGCGGGACGGUGUUGGGAAGGUGUGUAUGAUGCUACUCGAUUCCGCAGCAUCUGUGCACAGGUGCAACCCCUUCAAAAAGACGGGCAGGUCAUGGGACAGGAGGACUGUCUGCAUCUCAGCGUGUGGACUCCGAGUCUACAGCCCGCAAAACCCCUGCCCGUCAUGGUGUGGAUCCACGGAGGGUACCUCCACAUGCUGAGUGGCCAGGAGAAAGGCUACUCCCCCACUGAAAAGCUGGCGGCCCGCACGCAGAUGGUGUAUGUCAGUCUGAAUUACAGACUCAAUGCUUUUGGCUUUAUGGCCCUGGAAGUGCUCAGAGAAGGCUCUCCCACCAACUCCUCUGGGAAUUAUGGCUUCAUGGACCAGAUCCAAGCACUUCAGUGGGUCCAGCAGAAUAUCCAUAACUUCGGUGGCGAUGCAGGGAGAGUUACCAUAUUUGGUCAAAGCUCAGGAGGAACUUCGGUUUGGACCUUGAUGAUGUCUCCACUAGCCAAAGGACUCUUUCAUCGUGCAAUUGACAUGAGCGGCUCGUAUGUGUAUAAUGCUUCCCUGGAGUCAGCAGAAAAAGACAACUUAGAAUUCCUGAGGAAAACUGGCUGCAAGGACGCCAUCUGCCUGAGAGGGCUACACAUCACUCAAGUCCUUCAGGCAAUCCCGUGGCAGGAGUACCCAUCAUGGGCAGCCGAUGACUUAGUCGAUCUUCCAGUCAAAGGUAAAUUUGUUGGUCCAGUUGCAGUAGUUGAUGGCCAUGUUCUCACUGCUCCUCCGUUUGAGACCUGGGAGAAGGGUGGAGCCUAUAAUGAUGUCCCAUUUGUGGUUGGGACAACUGAACAGGAGACUGAUUUUAGUCCUCCAUAUAAAAACAUCUCUACAUGGACAUGGGGGGACUAUCGGUGGAUUGUGACAAACAAACUGACCCCUUUUGGAAAGAACCUGACCGAUCAGGCGCUGAGGCUGUAUAAUAGCUCAGCACCGUGUCCGACCUCUGAUCGGUGUCCAGAGAGGCUCUUCACCACCAUGGUCUCUGACAUGAAGGCCACCUGCCCCAGGAACGACCUGGCUAAGAGAGCUUCAGAUGCUUUAAAGAGCCCAGUAUACCGUUAUCUGGUGACUUACACUCCAUCAAAACAGGCAAACGCCUCCAGCUGGCUUCUCUUCCCCAGUCGCUUUGCCUUUCAUCUUCUAGACAGCCUGGCUUUCUUCAGGGGUCUUGAAAUGGUGCUAGGGACCCUGUCACCAGCUGAUAUGAACUUCCAGGAAAUGAUCACCAAGUAUUUUGUACAUUUUGCCAAAGAGGGUAGGAUGCCAGAGGAGUGGCCGGAGUUCCCCUCACAUGUCGCCCUGUUGGACAAGAGCAUUUCUUUUGUAAAGAGCUACUCUAGAGAGAGGUGUGAUCUGUGGGAGCAGAACGGCUUCUACUCAUACGCCUGGAUCAACUGAGCCUCAUCAUCAUCAUCAUCGGUUGUAUCGAUCCAUCCACUGCAUUUUCAUCUGAUCAGCGCUUUAUUGUGUGAUUAUACAGUACUGACACAUUUAUAAGACUUUGCAGAGUGUGGGGUGAAUUUUAUGCGCAGUUGUUUGCACCUACAGGAAAAUGGGUCUGUUUCCAUAUAAAAGCAAAAUCGCAGAGAUCUCUUCAAUGUCUCAAUUCUUUCUCCUAGAGAGCAAAGAGCUUAAACUGAACUCAAACAGAGACUCAGAUCUUUCUAAUGGUGAAAAAUAUCCCAGAAGAGAUCUCAGACUGUAUAUUUUCCACUAUAACAAAGUCUACAAAGUUAGACCACAAUAUGAAUUUAAACAUUUCUUAUCAUAUUUUUCCAAGACAAAAUUAUGGGCUAUUUUAUAGCUCUUUUUUCUUACUGUAUGUCAACAUGUCUUGUUUUAUUUUGGGGCAAACAUCUAAAAAAACUGAGCUGUGAACGUGCAACUUCUGAGUUUAAAGGGUUAGUUCACCCAAAAAUGAAAAUUAUGUCAUUAAUUACUCACCCUCAUGUCAUUCUACACCCGUAAGACUUUUGUUCAUCUUCAGAACACAAAUUAAGAUAUUUUUGAUAAAAUCCGAUGGUUCAGUGAGGCCUCCAUUGCCAGCAAGAUUAUUUCCUUUUUAAAUGCCCAGAAAGGUACUAAAGACAUAUUUAAAACAGUUCACGUGGCUACAGUGGUUCAACCUUAAUAUUAUAAAGCGACAAGAAUGCGCCAAAAAACAAAAAAAACAAUAUCUAGUGAUGGGCGAUUUCAAAACACUGCUUCAUGAACCUUCGAAACUUUACGAAUCUUUUGUUUCGAAUCAGUGGUUCGGAGCGUGUAUCAAACUGCCAAAGUCACGUGAUUUCAAAAAACGAGGCUUCGUUACGUCAUAAGUGUUUCGAAAUUUCAAUGGUUCACGUGACUUUGGCAGUUUGAUACACGCUCCGAACCACUGAUUCAAAACAAAGCUUCGAAGCUUCAUGAAGCAGUGUUUUGAAACCGCCCAUCACUAGAUAUUGUUGAAUAAAGUCGUUAUUUUGUUAUUUUUGGCGCACAAAAAGUAUUCUCGUCGCUUCAUAACAUUAAGGUUGAACCACUGUAGUCACAUGAACUGUUUUCAAUAUGUCUUUAGUAGCUUUCUGGGCAUUGAAAGUGUUAAAUUUUCUUGCUGUCAAUGCAGGCCUCACUGAGCCAUCGGAUUUUAUCAAAAAUAUCUUCAUUCGUGUUCCGAAGAUGAACGGGGGUGAAACGACAUGAGGGUGAGUACUUAAUGACUGAAUUUUCAUUUUUGGGUGAACUAACCCUUUAAUUUCACUAAAAGCUGAGAAGGGAAUUGAAUUUACUCAGCAAGUCUGAUUGUGCAUUUGAUUGAGUGAAUCCGAAGGCUGACUUAAGCCAUAAAUCCCCAUUAUUCAGGAUUUUCCUUGUUUGUUUGUUGCACUAAUCGGCUCCAUUCAUAUAUCUACCAAAUAUAGCCAGUCUGCUGCUUUCAAACCUGUUAUUCUUUGAUUGUGUGACUAAGCAAAUCCAAAGCUUUGACAUGGAUGAGAAGCCAGGGACACAAUGAGGGUCUACAAAGGGAUAAUGCGGCUCUCUGAUCGCCCUCUUUUAAUUUAACUGCUAUGCAAAUAAGACCGAAGGAGGACUUAGGGUUACAUUGAUCUUUUGUUUGUAUGUAGAUGCCGUAGAAUGCAAUAACAGAAGGUGACAUUUAUGUGUGUUUUUGUACCUGUGAUCAAAGGGUCUUUUACCACUCCUGAACAGACUUUGGAAUCAAUGCCUGUGGAAUCAGGAACAUCACACCACCUGGAGCGCUAUCAAACAAAAUCUGACCCAGGAACAGUUGUGUUUUAUAAUACAGCCCCAUUUGCUUGGCAUGGCUGAAUGAAUGGAGAGGUCACAGGUCGCCCUGCCCCUGUACAACAGGAUGAAAGGUGUCCGCUGAAUGGGAGCACAUGAAAGCCCUGACCCUCUUUUUUUAACCCUAUAAAGCCUGACAUAUGAAAUAAUAGCAAAGUUUUGAUCGUUGAAAAUUUAGAUGCCUUAAAAAUGUGCCUAUCGAAUGAUACCGUAGGCUUUAUAGGGUUAACGUCAACCAGGCCAGUCCUGUACUGAUUUCAUUUUUAUUCGGUUUAAAGGGUCAACAUUUACUCUUACUGUGUACUCUCUCUGAAUUAACUAUAUUACCACUCUUGUUUGAUUUGCACGUUAUCUGUAAUGUCAUAAAAUCAAAUAUUGUGUUGACUAAGUCAAAGUCUUAAACAGCUGUUGUGGGGGAUUUCAUUCUUUAUUCACACAAAUCUUAAUAGGUUCUUUUCAACAGGCCACAAUAAAAAGAUUUUAUUCCA
Messenger RNA from Ctenopharyngodon idella (grass carp), 4388 nucleotides. Its product is annotated as para-nitrobenzyl esterase. The coding region runs from base 223 to 2013 and encodes 596 amino acids. The transcript has 9 exons. NCBI's taxonomy places the organism in Eukaryota, Metazoa, Chordata, Actinopteri, Cypriniformes, Xenocyprididae. The record is from RefSeq and is a predicted model, not a curated record.